GCUAGCUGGCAGUGUGUCUGUGAUCAAAGCUCUUAUUGUGUGAAUGGGGCUGGGGAUUAGCUGGCUGCAGUGCUCCAGCUGAAUCAUGCAUUGCACACACGGGGAGUGGUGCCCAGACUGUGUAAGAAACAGCUAGAGCCGACCCCGUGCCUCCGUCCGACAGGAAAGGGGUUGGAGGAGAAGAAUGAGAGAGCAGCCAGUCUGCCAGCGCUUGCAGUCGCUGCUAUGAUGGUGGAGGGAGAUCUGCACAUACAUUGUGGGGUUUGGUGUUAACUGCUGUGAGAGGUUCCAGGCGGGGAGACAGACACACACAGAGAGAGAGAAAGAGUGCUGAAGACGGGAGGCGCUGAGGAAGAUCGCAGCAGGAUUGUGGCUUUCGUUUUGUGCUGCAUUUUAACCCAGUGUUCGCAAAGAAAGGAAGGCUGGAAAUCGGCUCGGACCGGGGGUGACGACCAUGGGAAACGCCGGGAGUAUAGAUUCCCAGCACACGGACCUGCGGGCUCACUCCCUGCCCCUGAAACUGCCAAUGCCCGAGCCCGGUGAGCUGGAGGAGAGGUUUGUGGUGGUCCUGAACUCUAUGAAUCUUCCUCCUGAUAAAGCGAGAUUGCUGAGGCAGUACGAUAAUGAGAAGAAGUGGGAGCUCAUUUGUGAUCAGGAAAGAUUUCAAGUGAAAAAUCCUCCACAUACAUACAUUCUGAAAUUGAAAGGUUAUCUUGAUCCAGCUGUAACCAGAAAGAAGUUCAGAAGAAGAGUGCAAGAAUCAACUCAGGUACUGCGAGAACUGGAGAUUUCUCUAAGAACGAACUAUAUUGGUUGGGUGCGUGAGUUUUUGAAUGAAGAGAACCAAGGUCUGGACAUAUUGGUGGAAUACCUUUCAUUUGCACAGUACGCAGUUACAUUUGAUUUUGAAAGUGUGGAAAAUAAUGUGGAGAAUGCAGUGGACAAAUCCAAACCUUGGAGCCGGUCCAUUGAGGACUUACAUCGAGGUAGUAAUCUGCCUUCUCCAGUUGGUAACACCCUGGCCCGCUCUUCCAGGCAUUCAACGUUACGAUUCAACACUUUACCAAGCAGAAGGACGCUGAAGAAUUCUAGAUUAGUGAGCAAGAAAGAUGAUGUUCAUGUCUGCAUCAUGUGCUUGCGUGCAAUCAUGAACUAUCAGUAUGGCUUUAACAUGGUCAUGUCACAUCCACAUGCUGUUAAUGAAAUUGCUCUGAGUCUGAACAAUAAGAAUCCUAGGACAAAGGCUCUUGUCUUGGAACUUCUAGCAGCUGUUUGUCUUGUCAGAGGAGGACAUGAAAUAAUCUUAUUAGCAUUUGAUAAUUUCAAAGAGGUGUGUGGUGAAAAGCACCGUUUUGAAAAGCUAAUGGAACAUUUCCGAAACGAAGACAAUAACAUUGACUUCAUGGUGGCCUGUAUGCAGUUUAUUAACAUUGUAGUCCAUUCUGUAGAGGAUAUGAAUUUCCGAGUGCAUCUCCAAUAUGAGUUCACCAAACUAGGACUGGAUGAAUACCUGGAUAAACUGAAAAAUACGGAGAGUGACAAACUGCAGGUGCAAAUACAAGCCUACUUGGAUAACGUCUUUGAUGUGGGUGCGCUACUUGAAGAUGCUGAAACCAAGAAUGCUGCCUUAGAGAGAGUAGAAGAACUGGAAGAAAACAUUUCUCAUUUGUCAGAAAAGUUGCAAGAUACUGAAAAUGAAGCAAUGGAAAAAAUUGUGGAACUGGAAAAGCAGUUAAUGCAAAGAAGUAAAGAACUGGAAGUUAUAAGAGAGGUUUACAAAGAUACCAACACCCAGGUACACACACUUCGGAGAAUGAUCAAAGAGAAGGAGGAGACCAUACAAAGACAUAACCACCUAGAGAAAAAGAUCCAUGAAUUGGAGAAGCAGGGGUCUAUCAAAGUCCAGAAGAAAGGAGAUGGUGACAUUGCCAUUGUACCAGUUUUGUCUUCUGCAGCACUGUCCCCAGGGGCUGAGCAAGUAUCUAGCCUUUAUACAGGACCACCACUAGAGGCAUCAGGAUCAAUGUCAUCCCUUCCCCCACCACCUCCAUGCCUGCCAGGUGCAGUACAAAAUGGACCAGUCUCAGUCCAGGCAUCAUCACCACUUCCUCCUCCUCCACCACCACCACCUCCAGCAGCAGAAGCUCCACCUCCUCCUCCACCUCCACCACCACCACCACCACCACCACCACCACCGGCAGCUCCUCCAUUGCCAGGGACAGCCCCGACUCUAAUUUUUAAUCCUGGUUUAGCAGCUGUGAAGAUCAAGAAACCUAUCAAAACGAAAUUCCGUAUGCCAGUCUUUAACUGGGUGGCACUGAAGCCCAAUCAGAUCAAUGGCACUGUCUUCAAUGACAUUGAUGAUGAGAGAAUUCUUGAGGAACUGAACGUGGAUGAAUUUGAAGAAAUAUUUAAAACAAAAGCCCAAGGGCCAGCCGUGGAUGUAGUCUCUAAUAGACAAAAGGUGAUUCAAAGGGGGUCGAACAAAGUAACGUUGCUGGAUCCCAACAGAGCCAAGAACCUUGCCAUCACAUUGCGAAAGGCUGGAAAAACCACUGAUGAAAUAUGCAGAGCUAUCCAGAUGUUUGACUUGAAAACAUUACCUGUAGACUUUGUUGAGUGCCUAAUGAGGUUCUUGCCAACAGAAAAUGAAGUUAAGGUUCUCAGACAGUAUGAAAGAGAGAGAAAACCAUUGGAGAAUCUAACAGAUGAAGACCGGUUUAUGGUGCAGUUCAGUAAGGUUGAAAGACUGAUGCAGAGAAUGACCAUUAUGGCUUUCAUUGGAAACUUUAUAGAGAGCGUUCAGAUGCUGACACCGCAACUCCACGCUAUAAUAGCUGCAUCUGUAUCAAUAAAAGCAUCUCAAAAAUUGAAGAAAAUUCUGGAGAUAAUAUUGGCUCUAGGCAACUACAUGAACAGCAGUAAGAGGGGAGCAGUAUAUGGAUUUAAACUGCAGAGUUUAGACCUGCUUUUAGAUACAAAGUCAACAGAUCGCAAACAAACCUUGUUACAUUACAUUGCAAAUGUUAUCAAGGAGAAGUAUCCUGAUGUAUCCCUCUUCUACAAUGAGCUCCACUAUGUGGAGAAAGCAGCUGCAGUGUCCCUUGAGAAUGUCUUACUGGAUGUUAAAGAGCUCCAAAGAGGCAUGGACCUCACAAAGCGAGAGUACACGAUGCAUGAGCAUAACAUUGUGCUAAAAGAAUUUCUUAAUGCCAAUGAAGGAAAACUGAAAAAAUUGCAGGAGGAUGCAAAAAUAUCACAGGAUGCCUUUGAUGAAGUGGUUAAAUACUUCGGUGAGAAUACAAAGACAACCCCUCCUUCAGUCUUCUUCCCUGUAAUUGUGAGAUUUGUGAAGUCAUACAGGCAAGCUGAUCAGGACAAUGAGCUACGGAAGAAACAGGAACAGGCACUUUUGAAUAAAAUCCUCGAACAGGAAAGUGCAUUGGAACAGCAGGAUGAUAAGUCCCCGUCGCAUAAAACCAAGAGACAACAGCAGGAGUUAAUUGCAGAGCUGAGGAGGAAACAAGUUAGAGAGCACAGACAGGUCUAUGAAGGAAAAGAUGGUGCCAUUGAGGAUAUCAUUACAGCUCUAAAGAAGAAUAAUAUCACUAAAUUUCCAAAUUGUCCCUCGAGGAUCUUAGGAACCAACCGUACAGGCGUGCAGAUGCAUUGAGAAGAAGUGUGAGAAGACGUUUUGAUGAACAAAACUUGCGUUCAGUGAAUAGCACUGAAUUGGCAUUGUGAUGGAGAAGGAAAGUGUUGAGAGUAUGGGUGCGUUUGAAUGAUGUCUGCAUGAUGAAUGCUUUGUUUGUUACCAUGUAACUACCAGACUGGCAUGCUGUUGGAAACAGGGAUGAAGACAAGAGGAGGAAUCACAGGCAAUCUGUGUGGGCUAGCAGAUGUAUUCAGCCCAAGAUAAGUGCCUAAAUGUAAAAUUUCCUCUCAAGCUACACAGCACAAUGUUGCUGCAGUGUAAUUGUUGACAUGACAUAACUGUUGAGUUUUAUUAUAUACAAUAAAUUUUAACAAAGUUGUAAGCUAAAAUUAAGUGUGAUCUCUAAACUGUUUUACAUUUGACAUAAAACUGUUGAAGCCGAGAAAAAUGAGUGGAGAUGCUUGUUGUUCGGUGGAGAUAAGGAAUGAUGCAUGUGGAAUAGCUUGCCAUAAACUGUUGAGGCAGUUUAUGUUUUUUUUGUAUUCAUUUGAUGACUGGACACUGUACUUGCAUUGCACAGUUUUAUAUUGGGCAUGAUCUAAUCGAGGGUGGAAUUUAGUCAUUGAAAUAGAAAAUCAACAUUUGAGCAUUGGUGAAUACUUCAUAAAUGAUCAACAGAUACAGUACUAUCUUGUAUCAAAAGAAAUUGAAUGCAUUGUGAGGAUAAACCUUGUAGAUAUGACUAAGGUAUUAACCCCUAACUAAACAGUAUUAAGCGUCUAAAUAGAAAUGUUACUGGACACAGAAGGUGUAAAAUUGUACAUUAACAAGUAGAAAUUCAUGUACUUUUCUGAAUAUGUACCCAUUUGGCUUAUUUUAAUGUCCUUGGUUGCAUUGCCUCACCAUGUUGAUUGUAAAGUUUAUUGUAUAGUAUUUAACCACUGAACUCCGUUUGCAUUUGGCUCCUGUGACCCACUUGUGACUGGCAUUUUUAUUUUGUUUCGAACAAUGUGUAGUUAUAUUUAGAUAAAGCUGUUCUAAAUGUACAGAUAUUUUGCUAGGAAAUCAGUGCAUUUUUAUGGUUUUUUACAGUUUUAUUCACUCAAUAGCCUCUGGGUAAUAUUGUACAUAUUGUUUAAAAAUAUUGCAGCAGCCUGUGCUAUACAAUUUGAAUGUUAUUUUAACUUAUAGUUCUGUUUUUAUAUUUAACUGACAGUGACCAAGGCUUGGUUCCUCUUUAUCAGAUUAACUUUGGCAUACAAUUUCACUGCAAACAUAGUUUUAAAAGUCAUAUGCUUUAUAUCAUUUUUACAUGGUGUGUGAAUGGUGCAUAGAACAUGCCAAGAUUGUGUAUUUUGUUCACUGGCAAGUAAACAAAAAUGUUGAUAAGAAAAGUGCAGCGUUCAGUUUUUGGCAACAUCUUGAGUCAACUGACCAUUAACUUUAAGUUAAUACAUGCAGCAAAAUUGCAGAUUGUGGUAAAAGAAUUCUAUGUUGCCCUGGAUCAGUGACUGAAAUGUUGGCAUGUUCUGCUCAUGUACUAUAGUUUCCUGCUUGUUGGCCAAAUAGAACUGUUUUAUAUAUUAAAAAAAACUAUUAAACUAGAACCCAGAUUUGUUAA
Molecule: messenger RNA, 5276 nt
Organism: Hemiscyllium ocellatum (epaulette shark)
Lineage: Eukaryota; Metazoa; Chordata; Chondrichthyes; Orectolobiformes; Hemiscylliidae
Product: formin-like protein 2
Exons: 27
Coding region: 455-3673 (1072 amino acids)
Biological process (GO): regulation of cell shape; cell migration; cortical actin cytoskeleton organization
Cellular component (GO): cytosol
Molecular function (GO): actin filament binding; small GTPase binding
Source: RefSeq, a predicted model, not a curated record